This is a messenger RNA of Ailuropoda melanoleuca (giant panda), 3208 nucleotides long. Its product is annotated as zinc finger protein 549. The record is from RefSeq and is a predicted model, not a curated record. Gene Ontology annotation, biological process: regulation of DNA-templated transcription. Gene Ontology annotation, molecular function: RNA polymerase II cis-regulatory region sequence-specific DNA binding; DNA-binding transcription factor activity, RNA polymerase II-specific. The coding region runs from base 238 to 2043 and encodes 601 amino acids. The transcript has 3 exons. Lineage: Eukaryota; Metazoa; Chordata; Mammalia; Carnivora; Ursidae.
CGGGCGGGCUUCCCGCCUGUUCCUCGUGGAGGCAGUGCUUCUUAUCCUACGCUCCUAGUCCCUGUGUCCUGCGGAGGGAACUAGAACCUAGAGGAGCGAAAGAAGAAACGUGGGCUCUGCACGGGAGCGGGUCUGAGGUUCGGUGUCAGUGCGGCUGCGGGGAGCCGCUUUCGGGGCCUCCUGCCCAUCCCCGCCAUUAUUACGUGUCCCCUGGCCCCGUUGAACCCGCAGGUUACUAUGGUGACGGCCGGGCUGGAGUACCCGGCUCAGGUCCAUCUGACAUUUGAGGAUGUGGCUGUGUACUUCUCCCAGGAGGAGUGGGGGCUCCUCGACGAGGCUCAGAGACACCUGUACCACACUGUGAUGCUGGAGAACUUGGCACUGAUAGCCUCCCUGGGUUGGUGGCAUGGAGUAAAGGCUGAGGAAGCUCUUUCUGAACAAUGUGUUUUUGUGGAAAGAGUGUCACAGGCCAAUACUCCAGAUCCAGGCCUGUCUAUCCCAAAGGCCCAUUCCUGCAAUGUGUGUGUCCCAGCGGAGAAAGACAUCUUGUACCUGGCUGAGCAUGAAAGAACGUGUGCUGGGCUGAAACCAUACACUUGUGGGCCUUGUGGGAAACUGUGCUCAUUUAGUUCAUGCUUAUACCAGCACCAGAAGCAGAACCAUGGAGAGAAGGACCUUGGAAGGGAGGAGAAUGGGGCUUUGUUCGUGAAGAGCAAAAUCCUCGUGUCAGACAAUAUUUUCACCUGUGGAGAGGCUGAGGAUGAUUCCCUGGGCAGCGUGGGCCUUCUCCAGCACCAGGUCAUCCCCAGCGGAGAGCAUCCACACAGAGGCAGGAGGGGCAGGGCAGUUUCUCACACUCUGCGAGGGCAGCACAGCACACGUGAGCAAGCCUGCGCCAAAAAGGUUAAAUUUACGGAGGAGCAGAGUGCUCACGCCGGAGAAAGCCUUCAUAAGUGCAGUCAAUGUAAAAAGUCCUUCAUCUCCAAAAAAAGACUUCUUGAACACCAGAGAAUCCACACUGGAGGAAAGCCUCAUGAGUGUAGCAAAUGUGGGAAGUUCUUUAAGUACAAAUCUAGUCUUAAUCAACACUGGAAAGUUCACACUGGAGAAAGGCCUCAUAAGUGCAGUGAAUGCGGGAAGUCCUUCAUCUAUAAAAGCAGACUUCUUGAGCACCAGAGAAUCCAUACUAGAGAAAGGCCUUAUAAGUGCAGUGAAUGUGGGAAGUCUUUCAUCUAUAAAAAGAGACUUCUUGAGCACCAGAGAAUCCACACUGGAGAAAGGCUUUAUAAGUGCAAUGAAUGUGGGAAGUCUUUCUUCUACAAAAGAAUACUUCUAAGGCACCAGAGAAUCCACACUGGAGGAAAGCCUCAUGAGUGUAACGAAUGUGGGAAAUUCUUCAGACACAGACCCAGUCUUAUUCAUCACUGGAAAGUUCACACUAGAGAAAGGCCUUAUAAAUGCAGUGAAUGUGGGAAGUCCUUCAUUCAUAAAAGGAGACUUCUUGAGCACCAGAGAAUCCACACUGAAGAAAGGCCUUAUAAGUGCAAUGAAUGUGCUAAGUCCUUCUUCUACAAAAGAUUACUUCUUGAGCACCAGAGAAUCCAUACUGGAGAAAAGCCUUACGAGUGUAACAAAUGUGGGAAGUUCUUGAGACACAAAUCUAGCCUAAAUCAUCACUGGAAAGUUCACACUGGAGAAAGGCCUCAUAAGUGCAGUGAAUGUGGGAAGUCUUUCAUAUAUAAAAAGAGACUUCUUGAACACCAGAGAAUCCACACUGGAGAAAGACUUUAUAAGUGCAGUGAAUGUGAAAAGUCCUUUGUCUACAAAAGCAGACUUCUUGAGCACCAGAGAAUCCACACUGGAGAAAAGCCUUAUGAGUGCAGCCAGUGUGGGAAGUUCUUCAGACACAGCUCCACUCUCCUUAAACACCAGAAAGUUCACACUGGAGAAGGCCAUCUCAGCGUGGUAAAUGUGGAAAUCUUUCAUCCACAAAAAAAGAUUUCUUUUGCACCAGAGAAUCCACAUCGGAGAAAAGUUUUAUGAACGCAGCAAGUGUGGGAAAACCUUCAUAAAGAGAUUUGAAUUCAAUGAGCACCAGAGAGUUCACCCUGGAGAAAAGCCAUAUGAAUGUAGUAAAUGUGGGAAAUUCUUUAGACAUUGAUUGCUGGUCCAUUCAACAUUCAACACUAAAAAGUUCAUGAUGGAGAGAGGCCUUGAAUAAGUGUAAUGAAUGUGGGAUGUCCUCCAUUUACAAAAGAAAUCUUGAGCACAGAGAAUCCAAACUGAAGGAAGGAACCUUUGAGUAUAAUGAAUGUGGGAAGCCUUCAACCUCAAGGAUAGACUUGUUCAGCACCACAAAGUCCACACUGGAGAAAAGCCUUUUUGUGCAGCAAAUGUGGAAAGUACUUCGGUAGAAGAUAUUGCUUCAUCAGGCACCAGAAAGUUCACAGUAGAGAAAGUCCUUUGUAGUAGACAAAUACCUUAUUGUUUAAGCCACAUCGAAGUUUGGAGGCUAUGUGCACUUUGGGGGUGGGUUUAGCAUAGAAUUGUGGUUUGCCAGUGUGAAGGGGUGAACAGCUUUUGUGAGUCACAGUGUCAUGUCAGAGGCACAGUAUGAGUCAGAAAAUAUUUCUUAUUCCUAUUUUGGCUUCAUUUGCAUUGCUUCCUAAGGCAUCCUGGGAAAGACUGCAGGACUUUGUGGUUAAUAUGUAGCAGUGCAUUCCUGUGUCAUAGUGUAGGUGAAUGUCUAACUUAUUAAGGGAUAAUCUCAUGGUGGUAUCAGUUUACAUUCUCACCAGAAAAACCAGAACCAGAGUUCCAGUUUCCUUAUAUCCGUACUCACUCCUGGUAUGCUCAAGGCUUCCUAAUUUCAGUGGUAUAAUAGGUGUAUAAUGGAACCUUGUGAUUUUAAUUUGUAUUUCCCUAAUGAUGUGGUGUUUAGAUGUUUUUUCAUGUGCCAAUUUACAGCCAUCAUAUCUCUUGAAAUUCAUGUGAUUUGUCAUCUUAAUUACUGGGUUUUGACAUUUGUCCAUGGAUUAUUGAUAAAAGUCUUCUAUUUUAAAUAUUUGUCAAUAUAUUCUUCCAAUCUUGGUUUUGUCUUUUCAACCACUUUUCUUGUGAAAAAAUUUAAAAUUUCAAUGUAGUCUAAUUUGUCUGUUCUUUCACUGAAUAUCCUUUUGAUCUUGAAUAUAGAAAUGUUUGUGUCUCU